AUGCUCCGGGAGGAGCAGCUGGACCUGGUGCUGGUGCCGCUGGCCCUGGCGGCGGUGGCCGGCUACCACCUGUGGCUCCUCUGGGCGAUCCUGCGCCAUCCCACCCGAACCGUCAUCGGCCUCAACGCCAUCGCACGCAAGCGCUGGGUCGCCGCCAUGAUGGCCAACACGGAGAAGAACGGCGUGCUGGCGGUGCAGACGCUGCGCAACAACAUCACGGCGUCGACGGUGCUGGCGACCACGGCCAUCACGCUGGUCUCCGUCAUCAGCGUCUUCAUCGGCGUCACGUCUCCAGCCUCCUCGCCGUCCUCCAGCAAGGCGCCGGCGCCGCGGCUGGUGUACGGGAGCAAGGCCGGGGAGGUGUUCGCGGCCAAGUACCUGGCCGUGUCGCUCUGCUUCAUGCUCGCCUUCGUCUGCAACGUGCAGGCCAUCCGGCUGUACGCGCACGCCAGCUUCCUCCUGGGCGGCCUGCCGCCCGGCCCCGGCGACGAGGCGGAGGCGCGCGAGGAGGAGUUCGCGUCGUACAUGGCGCGGACGGUGAACCGCGGCAGCUACGCCUGGUCGCUCGGCCUGCGCGCCUUCUACGUCUCCGCUCUUCGCUGGACGUUCGGCCCCAUACCGAUGCUGGCCUGCAGCGUGCUCAUGUGCGGCCUGCUCUACUUCCUCGACACCACCAGCGCCAGUGACCACGGCCACGUGCACGGCCAGCAAGGGACCGGCGCCGCCCGAAAGGAUAGCACAGUCUGA
Molecule: messenger RNA, 747 nt
Organism: Miscanthus lutarioriparius
Lineage: Eukaryota; Viridiplantae; Streptophyta; Magnoliopsida; Poales; Poaceae
Source: the annotation of a GenBank genome assembly